This is a messenger RNA of Psylliodes chrysocephalus, 4183 nucleotides long. The record is from the annotation of a GenBank genome assembly. NCBI's taxonomy places the organism in Eukaryota, Metazoa, Arthropoda, Insecta, Coleoptera, Chrysomelidae.
AGGCACUACAGCAGUCCCCAAACAAGUUUUGAAACCUUUCUUUUAGAAUAUAGGGUUGCGCAUUUUUACUUGUUUCCUUGUUUCGUUUGUUGAUUUGAUUAAAAAUUAUACCAACGAGGUAGAUUUAUUUAUGCUUUCAUAUUGCCUGAGUGAUCGUGCCUGAGUGAUAUAUUUGUUUAUCUAAUAUUGAAGUUUUUUCAAUUUUCAGUUAAUUGCGUCAUAAUCUUUACAUUCACAUUUGACAUUGACAGUUGUGACGUCACCAAAGGUGAUUGGCAAAUGGCGAACUACUUUUCAAAUUAACUUAACAUUGUAUAAAUAUGCAAGCGUUUUUAUUAAUGAAAUGUAUAUAAUAUUUUUUCAACAAAAUGAAAAAACAUUGUUUAGUUUAAUUGUAAUAAUAAAAAAUUAACUAAAUCCUCGCAAUUAUUGUUAGGGAAAUUCAUAUUUUGAACUUGCCGCUUUAUUGUAAAUUAUAGAGGGCAAUAACAUGAAAAUUUGCGUUGUUUUUUGAGUGGAGGUUGUGUUGGUGAGUGAGAAGAUUUGGGAUAAAAUUCCGGCUUCUCUGCAUUAGAAGCCUAUCCUGUAAUUUAAAAAUUUUAUUCUUGGAAAAACAAAUGAAACUAGAAGGAAAUGGCUGACGAACAGGAGAUAAGGCAACUGGAGCUCUUCUGCAAACAGUUGUAUGAAUCCCAAGACACAAGUGUAAGAGAAGAUGCAGAAAAGACUUUAGUAAUAUUUCAAACAGGCCCAGAUGCACUCACAAAGUGCCAAGUUCUUCUGGAAAGAGGAGAUUCCUCUUAUGCUCAGCUACUGGCAGCUACCACCCUGACCAAAUUGGUAUCUCGUUCUGCACAUGGUUUGAGUUUACAGCAAAGAGUAGAUAUAAGGAAUUAUGUACUAAAUUAUCUGGCUACCAGACCAAAAUUACCCAAUUUCGUACUUCAAGCUCUAGUUACUUUGUUCGCAAGGAUAACAAAAUUGGGAUGGUUCGAUUCUCACAAGGAUGAAUUUGUAUUUAGAAAUGUUGUAGCCGAUAUUGGAAAAUUCUUGCAAGGUUCGGUAGAACAUUGCAUGAUAGGAGUGCAGCUGCUGUCGCAACUCACUUGUGAGAUGAACCAAAUAUCCGAAGUGGAAGCCAAUAGAUCGCUCACCAAACACCGCAAGAUCGCAUCCUCGUUUCGGGACACACAACUCUUCGAAAUAUUUAGGCUCUCUUGUACGCUGCUCGGCAACGCCCGGGAGAAUUGCAAAAAUUUGAAUUUUAAUGAUGAGAGCCAGCAUGGCUUGAUGACUCAGCUGUUGAGGUUGGCCCAAAAUUGCCUCACUUUCGAUUUCAUAGGUACAUCUACUGAUGAAUCGUCUGAUGAUUUAUGCACCGUACAAAUACCGACCAGUUGGAGACCAGCAUUCCUCGACUUUACCACACUAAAAUUGUUUUUUGACCUCUACCAUUCGUUACCCAACACUCUGUCAUCAUUAGCCUUGUCAUGUUUAGUUCAAAUCGCUUCCGUCAGACGAUCCUUAUUCAGCAAUACAGAAAGAGCGAAAUUUUUGACGCAUCUGGUGAACGGCGUCAAACAUAUUUUGCAAAAUCCUCAAGGCUUGAGCGAUCCCGCGAACUACCACGAGUUCUGUAGGCUGUUAGCUAGGCUCAAGUCCAAUUAUCAGCUGGGGGAGUUGGUGAUGGUGGAUAAUUACCCCGAAGCGAUACAGCUUAUAGCUAAGUUUACUGUUCAAAGCUUGCAGAUGUGGCAGUUUGCCCCAAACAGCGUCCAUUAUCUUCUAAGCCUGUGGCAGCGUAUGGUUGCAUCAGUGCCCUAUGUUAAAGCCACGGAACCCCACCUACUCGAAACCUAUACUCCCGAAGUGACCAACGCUUAUAUCACCUCUCGAUUGGAAUCCGUCACCGUGGUUGUCAGGGAAGGUUUAGAAGAUCCUUUGGACGAUCUAGGAAUGGUCCAACAACAGUUGGAACAGCUCUCCGUCAUCGGUAGAUGCGAAUAUCAAAAGACCUGUAUGCUUCUCGUGCAGCUGUUCGACCAAGCUGUCAGAAGUUACUCGGAGUUGCUGGGAAAUCCUAGUCAGAGAAUGGAAAUUACUGUUCAAGAAGGUCAGUUAACGUGGCUGGUAUACAUAAUAAGUUCAGCAAUAGGAGGUAGAGUAUCGUUUAACAGUAACGAGGAGCAUGACACGAUGGAUGGUGAGCUGGUGUGCAGAGUGUUGCAGCUGAUGAACUUGACGGAUUCCAGAUUGGUACAGGGCGGCUGUGAAAAAUUGGAAUUGGCCAUGUUGAGUUUCUUCGAAGCAUUUAGAAAGAUAUAUGUCGGCGAUCAAGUACAGAAAAAUUCCAAAGUUUACAGAAGGCUGUCUGAAGCGUUGGGGCUCAAUGACGAAGCGACUGUUCUUAGCGUUUUUAUUCGGAAAAUAAUUACCAACCUAAAAUAUUGGGGCCGUAGUGAACAAAUAAUCAGCAAAACCUUGCAAUUACUGAAUGACCUGUCAGUGGGAUACAGCUGCGUUCGGAAACUCGUCAAACUAGACGAAGUGCAGUUCAUGUUGAACAAUCACACGAGCGAACAUUUCCCAUUUCUUGGCAAUUCGGUCGCGGUAACUGAAAUGCGAUGUAGGUCGAUGUUUUAUACGUCUCUCGGUAGAUUGUUGAUGGUGGAUUUGGGCGAAGACGAAGACAGGUUUCAUACGUUUAUGUUGCCUUUGACGGCAUCAUUCGAAAGUAUAGGAACUUUGCUGGCCUCGGCCGAUUCGCCUUUAUUUGCUUCGGAUGAAGCGAAAAAAGCUCUCAUUGGUUUAGCUAGAGAUUUGCGAGGAUUGGCUUUCUCUUUCAAUACCAAAACUUCUUAUAUGAUGCUUUUCGAUUGGAUUUAUCCAAAUUAUACUCCGAUAUUACUUAGGGCUAUUGAAUUGUGGUAUCACGAUCCUCAAGUAACCACACCAGUGUUGAAACUGUUCGCUGAAUUAGUACAAAAUAGGUCGCAAAGGCUGCAGUUUGACGUCUCGUCCCCGAAUGGUAUAUUAUUAUUUAGGGAAGCUAGUAAAAUUAUAUGUAGUUACGGUAGUAGAAUAUUAAAUGUAGAAGUACCCAAAGAGCAAACCUAUCCGCUGAAACUGAAGGGCAUCUCAAUUUGUUUUUCGAUGCUCAAGGCCGCUUUAUGCGGCAGUUACGUCAACUUCGGCGUAUUCCGGUUGUAUGGCGAUGAAGCUUUAGAUAACGCCUUGAAUAUUUUUGUUAAGUUGUUGCUGUCAAUUUCCCAGUCUGAUUUAUUGGAUUACCCCAAGCUUUCGCAAACGUACUACGUCCUGUUGGAGUGCUUGGCGCAGGAUCACAUGAGUUUUCUGUCGACGUUGGAGCCGCAAGUAUUCCUGUACAUAUUGUCGUCGAUAUCCGAAGGAUUAACCGCCUUAGAUACGAUGGUCUGUACGGGGUGCUGCGCGACUCUUGAUCAUAUAGUCACUUAUUUAUUUAAACAAUUAACGCAAAAAGUUUAUCCAGGAAAAGAGCAACGCGUCGGCAUGGCGCCGAACAGUGAUAUGUUCCUUAAAGUGCUGGAAAUGCACCCGGAAAUCCUUCAGCAAAUCCUUAGUACCGUACUAAACGUGAUAAUGUUCGAUGAUUGUCGAAACCAGUGGUCGAUGUCCCGUCCACUCCUAGGACUCAUUUUACUCAACGAGGAGUAUUUCAACCAAAUGCGUGAGAGCAUCAUCAGGAGUCAACCGCCCGACAAGCAAGCGGCCAUGGCGCAAUGGUUCGAGAACCUUAUGGAUGGAAUUGAAAGGAAUUUAUUAACAAAAAAUAGAGAUAGGUUUACCCAAAAUUUGUCAAUGUUCAGAAGAGACAUCAACGACUCGUUGAAAGGGCCCAAUGUAAAUACUUCUUCAGUUAGUGAUAUGAUGACUUCAUAGUGACUUAAGAGUAGCACCUAAAAAAAGAUAUGUGAGGUUAUGUGCUGUUGUAUGUAUUGUGAAAUAUUGUUAUUUUUAGGUACACUUUGCAUUUAUUUUAUUUGAAUAUAAGUGUCUGCAGGCGAAAGUGUGUAAUCUUAUUUUUUUUUUUGUUAUUGCUAGGUGUGUGUUGCAGAUGAUUGAUUUUUUAUAAGUUAUUGAGUAUUGAAGAGAAAUAAAUAAAUGCAAUGAUUAUUUAUGACUUUUUUUUGAUUUUAAAGAG